Messenger RNA from Populus trichocarpa (black cottonwood), 4135 nucleotides. Its product is annotated as pentatricopeptide repeat-containing protein At5g61990, mitochondrial. The coding region runs from base 89 to 3214 and encodes 1041 amino acids. Gene Ontology annotation, molecular function: protein binding. The transcript is spliced from 2 exons. Lineage: Eukaryota; Viridiplantae; Streptophyta; Magnoliopsida; Malpighiales; Salicaceae. The record is from RefSeq and is a predicted model, not a curated record.
GCUUACCAAGAGUGAAGUGAAGCUUUGCAAUUUCUCUCUGCAAUUUCACAUUCCCCUGUUCUUCCAAUCCCCGUCAAUUUUUUUUUAAAUGGGUCUAAUCUGUCAUAAGAGGAACCUCAAUUUCUUAAAAAUCACAGCAACCUUAAAAGCAAGAACCCAAAAUCGUAAAGCCAACAACUUUUGCUCCAAAACCCAAAACAACAGCAACAUAGUCAAUGAAAUCACAACGUUUCUCAACCAAAAAAAUUGGGAGUCUUUAUUACCUUUGGUGUCGAAUAAGCUGAGCCCAGAUGUUGUUCACUCAGUUAUUACAAAACAGGUAAAUGAUCCUAAACGUUUGUUAGAUUUCUUCAACUGGGUUCAGUUUCAAAUGGGUUUCUCUCAAAAGUUACAAUCUUUUUCGAUUCUUGCAUUAAUUUUAUGCAAUUCAAGGCUCUUUUCUAGGGCUGAUAGUGUUGUAAAUCAAAUGAUAAUGAUGUCUAGUGGUGGAUAUUCAGAGAUUUUGGAUUCAUUAAUUAAGUCUUGUAAAGAGUUUGAUUUGAAUAAUGUUAAUGGUAAUGAAAAUAGUAAUAACAAUGAUCGUGGGGUAGUUUUUGAGUUGUUGAUUGAUGGGUAUAAAAAGAAAGGGCUUUUUGAUGAGGCUGUUAGUUUUUUUUUGGGCGCGAAAAGGAAUGGUUUUGUUGUUGGCUUGUUGUGUUGCAAUGGGUUGUUGAGUGAUUUGCUGAAAGCUAACAAAUUGGAGUUGUUUUGGAGAUUUUAUAAUGGGAUGUUAGAGGCUAACGUGUUGCAUGAUGUCUAUACUUAUACCCAUUUAAUAAAUGCACAUUUUAGAGCAGGGAAUGCUAAGGAGGGUAAACGCUUGCUUUUUGAAAUGGAAGAGAAGGGCUGUAGUCCUAGUUUGGUUACUUACAAUGUGGUGAUUGGUGGGUUGUGUAGAGCUGGGGAGGUUGAUGAAGCGUUUGAGUUGAAGAAGUUGAUGGACAAGAAGGGUUUGGUCGCGGAUGUUUUUACUUAUAGUAUACUUAUUGAUGGGUUUGGUAAACAGAAGAGAUGUACUGAGGCGAAGUUGAUGUUGGAAGAGAUGUUUAGCAAGGGUUUAAAACCUGGCCACGUUGCCUACACUGCUUUGAUUGAUGGGUUCAUGAGACAAGGUGACAGCGGAGAAGCAUUUCUGGUCAAGGAGGAGAUGCUUGCUCGUGGAGUUAAAUUGAAUCUUUUUACAUACAAUGCUCUUGUUAAAGGGGUGUGUAAGUUUGGUGAUAUGGAGAAGGCAGAUGCUCUUUUAAAUGAAAUGAUUAUGGUGGGGAUAAAACCUGAUACCCAGACUUAUAAUAAUAUGAUUGAGGGAUAUUUGAAGGAACAGAAUACAUCACGGGUUAAAGAUUUAUUGUCUGAGAUGAAGAAGAGUAACUUGGUGCCCACUGCAUACACUUGCGGCAUGAUAAUCAAUGGUCUAUGUCGCCAUGGAUCUAUUGAAGAUGCCAGUAGAGUGUUUGAGAUUAUGGUUUCUCUGGGUGUGAAACCGAAUGCUGUAAUCUACACAACUUUAAUAAAAGGUCAUGUUCAGGAAGGGAGAUUUCAAGAGGCAGUGAGAAUUUUAAAGGUAAUGGAUAAGAAAGGGGUUCAGCCUGAUGUAUUAUGCUAUAAUUCUGUAAUCAUUGGCCUCUGCAAGUCUAGAAAAAUGGAAGAAGCAAAGGAUUAUUUGGUUGAAAUGAUUGAGAGGGGACUUAAGCCAAAUGUGUAUACUUAUGGGGCUUUAAUACAUGGAUAUUGCAAGUCAGGGGAAAUGCAAGUAGCUGACAGGUACUUCAAGGAGAUGCUAGGUUGUGGUAUAGCACCAAAUGAUGUUGUUUGCACAGCCCUGAUCGACGGGUACUGCAAGGAGGGUAGCACUACAGAAGCCACUUCAAUUUUUAGAUGUAUGCUAGGACGGUCAGUGCACCCUGAUGUGCGGACUUACAGUGCCCUCAUCCAUGGUCUCUUGAGGAAUGGGAAGCUUCAAGGAGCAAUGGAGCUGCUAUCCGAAUUUCUUGAAAAGGGAUUGGUGCCUGAUGUCUUUACCUACAACUCUAUCAUAUCUGGCUUUUGCAAGCAAGGUGGUAUAGGGAAGGCUUUUCAACUUCAUGAAUACAUGUGCCAAAAAGGCAUCAGUCCUAACAUCAUCACUUACAAUGCUUUGAUCAAUGGACUUUGCAAGGCAGGCGAGAUAGAAAGAGCCCGGGAGCUGUUUGAUGGAAUUCCAGGAAAGGGUUUGGCUCAUAAUGCUGUGACCUAUGCGACUAUCAUAGAUGGGUAUUGCAAAUCUGGAAAUCUAAGCAAGGCAUUUCGGUUAUUUGAUGAGAUGACAUUGAAGGGGGUCCCACCUGAUAGCUUUGUCUACAGUGCCCUCAUUGAUGGAUGUCGCAAAGAAGGAAAUACUGAAAAGGCCCUGUCCCUAUUCUUAGAAUCAGUGCAGAAGGGCUUUGCUUCCACUUCUUCUCUCAAUGCUUUGAUGGAUGGGUUCUGCAAGUCUGGGAAGGUGAUUGAAGCUAAUCAGUUGUUGGAAGACAUGGUCGAUAAGCAUGUCAAACCAGAUCACGUGACCUACACAAUUCUGAUUGAUUAUCAUUGCAAGACAGGUUUUUUGAAGGAAGCAGAGCAGUUCUUUGUUGAUAUGCAAAAGAGGAAUCUGAUGCCAAAUGCUUUAACUUAUACAGCACUUUUAAGUGGUUACAACAUGGCGGGGCGCAGAUCUGAGAUGUUUGCUCUUUUUGAUGAAAUGAUUGCAAAAGAUAUUGAACCUGAUGGUGUUACCUGGAGUGUAAUGAUUGAUGCUCAUCUCAAAGAAGGUGACCAUGUGAAAACUUUGAAGCUGGUGGAUGACAUGUUGAAGAAGGGUGGUAAUGUGAGCAAAAACGUGUGUCAUGUGCUAAUUGAUCCAUUGUGCAGAAAGGAACAUGUUUCUGAAGUGCUGAAGGUACUUGAGAAAAUAGAAGAGCAAGGAUUAAAUCUCAGUCUCGCUACUUGCAGCACUCUAGUACGCUGUUUUCACAAAGCAGGCAAAAUGGACGGUGCAGCGAGGGUCUUAAAGAGCAUGGUCAGAUUCAAAUGGGUUCCAGACUCCACUGAAUUAAAUGACUUAAUCAAUGUGGAACAAGACAGUACAGACUCUGAGAAUGCUGGUGAUUUCUUAAAGCAAAUGGCAUGGGAAGUUGCUUGCCAGGUGCGGGCCUGAUUGCUUGUAAUUGGAUGAGGGAAUUGUAGUUGUAAUCCUUCAAAUUGUUUUCUUCCUGUAGUUUCAUGGGAUUAUGAAUCUGAGCAACAUUUUCCAGGAAUUAAGUGAUGGGCUUAGGCAGCAACGGUGGCAGCCAAGUCUCAUGUUCAUACAAUGUUGCUCGAUACUAAAACGGUGUAACAAUAAAUUUACACCGUGUAUCUUUGCUUGGAAGGUUACCAAAACAAGGUUUUGGUUGGAGAAUUUGGAGAGAAAGGAAUGCCAACUACAGACAUCACAGAGGGACACUUAAUACCUCGGGGAUAGCUACAGUUUUCCAUGAGGUGCUGGCCCUCAGAAUUUGAAAUGGACCACCAUUGGUUUGAAGCCAAGGCCUUAAUCUCUCCACCAAGUAAAAGCAGAAAAUAGCAAGUCAGAGGGAUAAGAAUAAAUGCAUGAGGCAUUGAUUUGGUUUAGUGGCCAUUGACCAAGAUAGCAGAUGAAGGCUUGAAGCAGGCUGCUAUCGCCACCAGCCUUUGGCACUGGCUGAAAAGUGAAAACAUAAAAACUUGCAGCUGCGGCAACUAAGAUUAUGGCUUUGAAAGCGAGCAGAGCAGAGUGGGGCAGAAGAUGACCAUGAUUUUAACUUUUGUCAUGUCUUCCAGUUCUCUGUGUGUUUGAGUUACGAGGUUGUAUACCCUCUUGCAUCUAAUGAUGCUCUUUUGUAUCUUCAAGGUCAAGACCUCAGCAAUGUUCAAAUUUAAAGCAGUUUCAUCCGAGGUGCAUUGCAUGGGUAGUAGUAUUUUAUUCCUUUUGGUAUCCAGCUAAACAAUAAAGAAGAAACCUAGCGACCUGGAGGAUACCUGCAAGGACAACGUUGUACUGAUGUUUUGUUACUCGAUGUAUUAACUAUAAUUAUAAUUAAGACAUGCACUUGGACCA